AAUGAAUCUUCCGACCAACAGCCAUGGGUGCGCCGUGCAUCUCCUCGCUGCUUGUACAUACACGUCAACCCGGAGAUAGGCAACACACGACAGGUCGUGACAGUCUCUAGCACUAUGGCCAUGGCUAAACGUGGCGCUGCGUGGCAAAGCCUAAGCGUCGUGGGGGAAGAGUAA
Molecule: messenger RNA, 174 nt
Organism: Bipolaris victoriae FI3
Lineage: Eukaryota; Fungi; Ascomycota; Dothideomycetes; Pleosporales; Pleosporaceae
Exons: 1
Source: RefSeq, a predicted model, not a curated record